This is a messenger RNA of Zerene cesonia (dogface butterfly), 2835 nucleotides long. RefSeq names its product histone-lysine N-methyltransferase PRDM16-like. Gene Ontology annotation, cellular component: nucleus. NCBI's taxonomy places the organism in Eukaryota, Metazoa, Arthropoda, Insecta, Lepidoptera, Pieridae. The transcript is spliced from 8 exons. The record is from RefSeq and is a predicted model, not a curated record. The coding region runs from base 1 to 2835 and encodes 944 amino acids.
AUGAAGAUGUCUGCAGCUGACAGCCAGGAAUCUGGCAGCCCACCUCCAAGUCCUUCCGAAUCCACAACCUCAGAGACAGCACCCACCCUAGUACAUAUCAAGCAAGAAAACAUGGUGCCUGGCAUUGACAGCAAGAAGUAUUUCGGAGCAGCUGACUUCGGCCUCCCCGAUACAUAUCUACCACAGAGUUUCUCUGACUAUGGUCGUGUUUAUAGGCCAUUAGAUAUACCUAACCAAGGCUUUUUAGAUCACGUAUUGAAAAUACCAAACGGCAAAGACGAUGAGAGCAAAGAGGAUAAUGUGUCAGAAAGUACGGAUAUCAAUUUACCAUCAGAGUUAUUGUUUAAAUCGGGUGGGAUUUUCGCGCGACUUAAUAUAACAAAUGGAACGAAAUAUGGACCGUUCAAUGGAAAGUGGGAAACGCAGCCGUUGGACAGACGAUAUGCUUGGGAGGUACUCGGCAAGAAUGGUGUUCGAGGUUGGUUGGAUGGUACUACAGACAAAACGAAUUGGCUGAAAUUUGUCCGUUCUACAAAUUAUUCGCACGAUGUUAAUGUUCAACAUUUGUUACUCGCUGGACAAAUUUGGUACAAAGUAACUCGUGAUAUUCCGUCGGGACAAGAACUAUUAUUGGGGCCUAGGACACCUCUGCCAUUGCAGGAUGUGCUAGCUGCUGGUGGCCGAGAAGGAUCCAGUGUGAACUCCUCCAGUGGCUCGCAGGCUCUCACCGAAGACGAAGAACGUGAAGAUACGGAACCCCGCUGCUCAUUCUGUGACGCACCGUUUCCUAAUAUUGACGCGCUCGAUCGUCACCUUAUUCAAGCGCACGCGCAACCAGCUGCAGCAUACCACUGUGAACUUUGCAACCGGGCCUACAGCUCCAGGGCACUCCUCCUGCGACACCGGGCUCUGACCCACACCGACAUUAGGAAAUACCCCUGCGAAAAUUGCCCUAAGGUAUUUACCGAUCCUUCCAACCUCCAGCGCCACAUCCGCGCGCAGCACGUGGGCGCGCGCAGCCACGCCUGCCCCGAGUGCGGCAAGACCUUCGCCACAUCCUCCGGCCUCAAGCAGCACACGCACAUCCACUCCAGCGUCAAACCGUUCCAGUGCAAAGUCUGCUUCAAGGCAUACACGCAGUUCUCAAAUUUGUGUCGACACAAACGGAUGCAUGUUGCGUGCAGAGCUUUAGUUGAAUGUGGAAAAUGUGGACAGUCAUUCACUUCCUAUGCCUCUUUAACCAAGCAUAAGAGAUUCUGUGACACCGCUACUUCUAACGUAAAUCUACGAGGACAAUUGCCACAAGGGCUUCCCCAAAUAUCCCCAAUACCUAACGUCAUGAAUACUCCAAAUAAUAACAAUCCGUUCCCGAUGUAUAGGCCGACGUUGCCUUUACCGUACAACACGUUUGCUCAUUAUCCGGCGUUGUUCUCUGCAGCAGCUGCAGCUUGUCCACCAGAAUUCCUUAGUCCACUUCUUUUUAAUGUACAAGGAGCAAGGUUGGCAAUGGAACAAGAUAUGGCAUACAAUGCGAACUUGGUAGCAAAACAACAGCAAGAGGGGCGUAUGUCUGUGAAAAGUGUUGAUAGUACAGCUUCUAUCGAAGACGUAAAGAAGAAAGAUGACGUUGAUGUCAGUAAAAAAGAAGACGAACGAUCAACACCAAAACCACAAAAUAUAUUUGGACAACAGUCGUCACCAUCGGCCGAGGAAAUUAAUAAGCAACAUUCUUCACUCAUGUCACUGUCUCAAUCACUAGCUCCUUUCAAUUUCCUACGAGAUGAAGUGAAACAUUCGCCGUACAAUUUAUCUAUGAAACUAAACAAUAAUGACAUAACUGACGCUAAGCAUUCGUCACCAUCACCGAAAGACUUAACAAAAAACACAAAAGAAAUGGAAAAUAAUACUAAAUAUUCUGACGAUGAAGAAAUUGAGACCAAAAAAGAACAAAACGACCAACCAUUGGAUUUGUCCAUUACUAAGAAACAAAACGAUAAAGAAUCAGAAGCGGACAACGAUGAUCGUUCCUUUCGCAAUUCAUCCGUUAAAUCUUACUCACCACCUGAGAGUCCCGUCUUAAGGGAAAGUAAGACCCCGGAAAAUGAAACAACAGAUGUCGAUGUAGAAGCAGUAGAAUUGAAGCGAGAGGAUUCACCACAAAUUGUAUCUCCCCCUUUGGCUUUUCCAAUGCCUGUUCACCCGCAACACAAUACAAGCCUCAUUGAUGCGAUGUAUCGACCGCGUUUCCCGCCAUUUCAGCCAUCGGAUUCUAUUCUGAAUUCACACUCGCCCUACGUUCCUAGUCCGUUCAAUUUUUUAUCCCCACUUCUCGGUACUGAUGGACCUGAAAGGCAGCCAAGCGCGUACGCGAAAUUUCGUGAACUGAGUGCUGGUUCAGGAAAGCUUCGAGACCGUUACGCUUGCAAGUUUUGCGGGAAAGUGUUCCCUCGCAGCGCGAAUCUUACCCGCCAUCUCCGCACGCACACCGGUGAGCAGCCUUACAAAUGUAAAUAUUGCGAGCGCUCCUUCUCGAUUUCAUCGAACUUACAGCGCCACGUACGCAACAUUCACAACAAGGAGCGGCCAUUUCGGUGUCCCCUGUGUGACCGAUGCUUCGGUCAACAGACAAACUUGGAUCGACAUUUGAAGAAGCACGAAGCUGAGGGUGGGGAUUCACCCAGCUCCGUGGAUACAGAACAAGACGCGUGCUUCGAUAUCAGGUCGUUUAUGGGAAAGGUGACCUGUUCCCCCGGGGGCAGAUCCCCCGAAGGAUCCUCCCCUCAUCCCCCACACCCCGCGCAUGCACCACGUCCCCCUCUCGCUAUCUCCACCUAG